Sebastes umbrosus (honeycomb rockfish) is the source of this 1670-nucleotide messenger RNA. RefSeq names its product cysteine rich DPF motif domain containing 1 (gene cdpf1). NCBI's taxonomy places the organism in Eukaryota, Metazoa, Chordata, Actinopteri, Perciformes, Sebastidae. The record is from RefSeq and is a predicted model, not a curated record. The transcript is spliced from 3 exons. Bases 78 to 434 code for a protein of 118 amino acids.
GCGUUACCUAGCCUCCUUUCCAGAGGCCUUGUGCUAAACCAGGAAGUGACUUGUUUCUGCUCCUCUGCUGUGUAAAGAUGGAUGAGCUAACUAGAAGCGAGUCCCGUCAAAAAACAUUCACAUGCCAGUUGUGUGGUUUAAGCAGCCCUUUUACUUACUACGGCCAGAAACCACCAAACACCAGAGCCAUUGUGCUGCUGGAGGAGUGUUUUGUGACUCAGGACCCCUUCAGUCCGGACAGGGAGAAGUUUCUAGUGUUGGGUUCAACCUGCAGCCUGUGCAACACGUGUGUCUGCGUUGGAUCAGACUGCGGUCUUUUCUACACCAAGAGGUUCUGCAUGCAGUGUGUGAACAAGCACUUGGACCAGUUCCCCCAUCAGAUUCGGGCCGAGCUGGCCAAGAAGAAGCCGAGCUCCAAGGCCGUCGUUUCGUGACGUCGGACAAGACGAAGUCCAUCACAUGCUCACUGUUUGAAUGGUCAUUUAAUGUGGGAUUUUGGAAGAAUUAUUGAUCAAUUUUAUUAAUUCUUAACUGGUAAAAAUUGUCAAAUUUAGCACCAAAUCUGAAUGGUACCAACCGAAAAAUUGCUGCAACAACUUACGAGACAUAAUAGAGAAUGGGAUUGACCAUCAUAUACUUCUAUCAUAAUGUUCUAAACCCUUAUACACAAUUUAUUUUAAAUAAUUAAUUCAUAUUUACUUUUGAUUCAUAACUAGAACAACUUGACCCACAGUGCUGCGUCUCAAAUUAAUCUUCAGGUUCCCGGAUUUCAGAUGAUGUACACCACUUCUAUGUGACAUCUACUGUUGACCUGCUAUCACCCCCUAAACACACCACCAAAAAAAGAGUCCUAAAUGUGUCAAGGUACUAUACCAGCACUCUUUUAUCAAACCCACACUGGUCCAAACUGCAAAAAAAAAAACACACAAAGAAUCAAAACAUCCUGUAAUUUAUUAGCACCGCUUCUAUUUUGGUGGGAAAUUAACAACACACAUCACUAAAAAUACUAGCUCAUACUUGUUUCCAGUAACGUUUCGCUGCUGUAUUAGCCUUCAGGGUGUUUAUUUAUUUAUUUAUUUAUUUGUUUCUAGAGAGUUUUAUAGAAGCAAGCAACGGAUGUGAUUAGUGCUGCCGGACCCCUGAUGGAAUAUGGUUGCAGGCGCAGAAUCAGUCCUGCUGGUUUGCAGCAAUUAAAAUUCAGCGACUAUUCUGGGCUUCUUACAAACCGCUUAACACUAUUAAUAUAACUAUGUAUGACUCAAAAGAAGAUGUGGAAGUACAUAGCAUUUGUCAAGACCAGCUGCUGGGCAGAUUAAAAAACAGAUUCAUGUCUCCACUGCUCUUGCAAUGUAAAGAAAUGAAUAAGUUGUGUACAAUUUAUUUUUGUAGUUGAUGAAUUAUGCCUGUUGUGCAAUGUUUUAAUGUACCCUUUUUUUUAUAAGAAAAUCCAUUUUUUAUUACUUUUCAGCAACAUAUGGUAACAUUAACAUUUAUGAGUAAUUAUCUCUAACUAUAGACACAUUUGUGCUGACAUGACUCAUCCUUUUUACGAGUGCAUCACUGUUAUCCCUCAUCUCUGCGUCCUUGGUCAGAGGCUGCACUGUCGACUUCUGUGGAGUCCAAAAAGAAUUCUGUGUUAUCUUAAAACUAUAAACGGAUACAUACAGUGA